UACUGGAUACGGUACAUAUGGCAGCAGUCAUUCAGGGGCAAGUAAGAUACCAGCCUACAGUAAAUAUGGUGGCUCAGGAGGUGCUUCAGCUCCAACUACAUACUCUCGUUACGGGCAGCCAAGUGAUUCAUAUUCUUCGCGUGACAAAGGAGGCUACAGUGGUUACACAUCUGGAUCUGGCUACAUUUCUGAUUAUGGUAAAUCUGGCAAUAUUUCUGAUUAUGGUCGGUCGGUUUCGGGUUAUGGUUCCGGCUACGGCUCAGAUUAUAAGUCUGGUUACACGUCAGAUUAUGGACGUUCGGGUUAUGUAUCAGACUAUAAUAAAUCAGGUCACGCACCUGACUAUGGUAAAACAAAAUACAUUGGCCAGUCGUACAGUCCUUAUGGUCACGUAGCUGAUAAAUACCUUUCUGCAACCACAUCAAGGCCCUCCUAUGGCUCUUACUCUCGUAGCAUAAGUCGAGAUGAACCCAGCUAUGGUAAAAAUGCAUACUCCAGAAGCUCAAAUAAAAAUGACUUGGGAAGUAAUAGAUCUUAUAUUCCUUAUUCGCAAUCUACCAGCCGCGAGAAUGCCGCGUCGAAUUACUCCAGGGUAAACA
Messenger RNA from Limulus polyphemus (Atlantic horseshoe crab), 599 nucleotides. RefSeq lists its product as uncharacterized. The transcript has 2 exons. The record is from RefSeq and is a predicted model, not a curated record. NCBI's taxonomy places the organism in Eukaryota, Metazoa, Arthropoda, Merostomata, Xiphosura, Limulidae. Bases 18 to 395 code for a protein of 125 amino acids.